Molecule: messenger RNA, 2127 nt
Organism: Naegleria lovaniensis
Lineage: Eukaryota; Heterolobosea; Eutetramitea; Acrasida; Naegleriidae
Exons: 1
Coding region: 1-2127 (708 amino acids)
Source: RefSeq, a predicted model, not a curated record
AUGCAAAAAUUCGUUGCUCGAAAUGCCAACAGCAAACAAUUAUCAUCCUUUCGUUUCUGCACUCGGAAUGUACUGCCCAUAUCGGACUCGUCCACUAGCAUCACCACACGGUUAAAAUCUAUAUUUUCUUUUAGCAAGAAUUAUCAUCAUCAUACUUGUUUCAUUCAUACAAAUAUACCGACCUCUUCUUCUGUACUGGUUCAUCAUCAUCAACAGUCGGAUCAUAGAAGAGAAUUUUCUCGGAAUGUACUUGCAUUGAAAAAGAGUGGAGUAGAGAAUGAUCCCUUACUAAAGAUGCUUGAUUUUGCAAAACAGGAAGUGAGAAUGAAAGAAGAUGGAUUUAAAAAGACAAAAGAUGGUCGGUUCUACACCAAAACAUAUAUAGACCCCGAAAUGAUGACCCCAGAUGAAAAACAAGAAUAUGAAAGCGGUACUUUUGAUGACGUUAAUGAGCAAGAUUUUGAAUCAUGGAUGAAGAAAAUGGAAAAGGAAGAACGAGUCAUGUCUCGUUCUCAUGAUGAGUCUUUUUUGAAUGAUACAAUUCCAGGAGAAAUGAAAGAUUUCAGUUUUUCAGAUUUAUUGGACGAAGCAGAGCAGUAUUUAAUUCAUGGCAAACCAAUUCCUUUCUUUAACCGACUUGCAGAUCAUGUACCUCGAGGAGAACGAGAAGACAUAUUCAAGCGAACGGAUUAUUCUCACUUAAAGGACAAUCCACCAACAAUGAAAGACGUUCAACAAAUGGUUAAAUUUACUGAAAUGGGAUCAGUGAAUAACGAUGAGAAGAAAGAUGUUUUUCGAAAAAAGGAUGGAAAGAUUGAUUAUGUAAAAACUGAGCGAAGAAUGUAUUAUCAGGCUUCGAAAAAGUCAACUAUUGAAAAUUUCUCUGAGGUGGAACAUGAUGAAGAAGAACCUGGUGACGUCGAUGAGGAAAAAAUGGAAUAUGACACACCUGAAGAUUUUGAAAGAAUUAAGGUUCCUGAUGAUGCCUUCUCAGCCUAUCACUAUUUUAGAAAUGAAGUUUACCUGCGGAAAGUGGAUUAUCCAAAAUCUCGAGAAGAAGAGGAGCAGGAGAUUUCUGAAUUUUUCAUUGAGGCCUAUCAUGAUCCUCAUGCUCCAAAAUCAUACAAUGACGAUACCGAAGUGAAAGAGUUCUUGUUAAAGAAAUAUAACAGUUUUGACAAGGCAUUGGCAACGUUAGAAACUGGCCAAAGUAAUGCUACUCCUCUUACAGCAGUGAACCGAUUAUUCGAAAUUAAGGAAGAAUUAUUGAAAAAUCAAAAAAAGAAAAAAGAUCGAAAAGCAGAUCAAAUUCUUGAUCGUAUCACUCAGCUGAAUAGAGUUGUGCUUGCAAAAGGACAGAUGGACGCCAAAUUUGAAUAUGAUCCAUCCACAGGUCGAGUGGAACGAAAAAAGAGAAUUGUCGAGCAGGAUGUCAUGUAUGAACCUAUCAAGAGCGAAGACAUCAGCGAAGAAAACAAAAAAUCCAAUGCUAAAUUACCCAAAGCUGAGUUGAUAGGUGACACUGAAGAUGACAUUGAUGAAGAGAUAAUGACUCAAUACAUGAAAGACUUGGAGAGUGGCGAAACGUAUGAAGAAGAAGCCACAACAGAAGAGAUUUUAUUAAGCAGACUCAUGCGGCAAGUGAAUCCAAACAAGUUGGACGUUGAAAAUUUCACAGAAUCAGAAUUAAGACGACUUCAAGAGCUUGUCCACGAAAAUAAGGAUAAAUUUGCCAAACUAUCGUCAAGAAAAAGAAGGAGAUCAUACACACCACGAGCACCUACUAUGGACAUGUUCUUGCCUAGUGACAGUGAGCUUGAAAAAGCCAUUGAAAAGGAGUUUGGUAUUACCUAUGAACAAUUUAACAGAGCUGUUGAAGAAAAUCCACAAUAUGCACAAAUCAUGGGUCAGCUUGGUCAUGAUGCUGAUUUUGCUUUCCGAGCAUUGUCACAAGCCAUUGUUGAAAUGGGAGGCACUCAGAAGAUAGAAGAGAAGCUGAACGAAGAGAGUAAAGUGAAUCGAUCGUUUGGAGAAUGGAUGAAUGUGUUUAAGAGUGACCCUGCCAUGGCCAACAAGUCGUUUGAGGAGAUAGUACAAGAGUAUUCAAAGAAAUUCAAAAAGAAAUAA